AUGGUCCUUUACGAGCGGACUUUUUCGAUCUUGGCCCCCAAGAGUGCCUUGCCGUAUGCGACGCUGUUGACGCUAAAUGCCGGCGGUCUUAGCUGUGCGAAAUUGGUGAAAAAUGGGGAUCGCUUGGAACUCAACAUAGAUGGUGUUCCUCUUGAAAAUGAUGUAACGAUUGCUCGAUUUGUUGGACAAAGCCUUGGCAAACCCGAACUUACCGGCUCUACGUUGUUCGAAAGUGCUUAUAUCGAUGAGGUUUUGACAUCAUGUGAGACGUUUCACAACGGGCUCAUCAAAGCCGAAGAUGUUUUUUCUUCUCUUCAAUUGUCGAAAAGUGGAACUUUAUUCGAGAACCGAAAGACAAUUGCUGACUUUGCUCUUUUCUCUCUUCUGGCCAAAAAUGAAGAGUUGCAAACCAAGAAUUUGAAUUUGUUUCAAGCCAUCCUUUCGGAUCCCCGAUUAAACGAGGCUCACAGAAUGGUCGGAGUUUUCGAAGUGUCGAAGCUUGCGGGAAACAGUAACACGAAGCCAAAGGAGAAACAAAAGGAUGAAGGCAAAUUCGUCGAUCUUCCUGGCGCAGAAAAGGGAAAAGUUAUUGUGCGUUUUCCUCCCGAGGCUUCAGGGUAUUUACACAUUGGACAUGCAAAAGCUGCUCUUUUGAACCAGUUCUACCAACAGGCGUUUGAGGGCAAACUUAUCAUGCGUUUUGAUGACACAAAUCCAGCCAAAGAGAACGCUCACUUCGAGGAGGUUAUCAAAGAGGAUCUCAAAAUGCUACAAAUUGUUCCGGAUAUUUGGUCACAUUCAUCUGAUUAUUUUGAGCUAAUGCUUCAAAUGUGCGAGAAACUGUUGCGUGAAGGAAAGGCAUACGUUGAUGACACGGAUACUGAAACGAUGCGAAAAGAGCGCGAAGAAAGGGUUGAAAGCAAAUGUCGAACAACACCUCCGGAUGUUAACUUGAAACUCUGGGAAGAAAUGAAAAAUGGAACGACUCGCGGACAACAAUGCUGUGUUCGAAUCAAGAUCGACAUGAAGUCGAAUAAUGGAGCGAUGAGAGAUCCGACCAUUUAUCGAUGCAAAGUUGAGGAGCAUGUUCGAACUGGAACCAAAUACAAAGUCUAUCCGACCUAUGACUUCGCUUGUCCUAUUGUUGAUAGCAUCGAAGGAGUAACCCAUACGUUGAGAACAACAGAGUAUCAUGACAGAGAUGACCAAUUCUUCUUCAUUUGUGAUGCACUUGGAUUAAGAAAACCGCAUAUAUGGGAGUAUGCAAGAUUGAACAUGACAAAUACGGUAAUGAGCAAGAGGAAGUUGACUUGGUUUGUGGAGAACAAUGUUGUUGAAGGCUGGGAUGAUCCUCGCUUCCCAACUGUUCGUGGAAUUCUUAGGCAUGGAUUGACUGUUGAGGGACUAAAGCAAUUUAUUGUGGCUCAGGGAGGCAGCCGAUCCAUUGUGAUGAUGGAAUGGGAUAAGAUUUGGGCCUUUAACAAGAAAGUUAUCGAUCCUAUUGCGCCAAGAUACACUGCUCUGAGCACAACAUCGCCUCUUGUCACUGUUGUAAUUGAGCCUUCAAUUGAGACGUAUGAAGCCAAAGUCCAACUACAUCCGAAGAACGGUGAAGUCGGAGUAAAAACGAUUUAUCAUUCGGGGAAGAUCUUGAUUGAACAAGUUGAUGCCAAAGAAAUGAAGGUUGGUGAUACGGUCACUUUUGUUAAUUGGGGCAACCUAAAUAUCACUUCGAUGGAAAGCAACGAUCACGAAAUUACCAAAAUAACGGCGAAACUCGACCUUGACAAUAAAGACUACAAAAAGACAAUGAAAGUGACAUGGAUUGCCAAUGUUGAGUCUCCGUCAACGAUUCCUGUUGUGGCAGUCGACUACGAUCAUAUAAUCACCAAAGCUGUGAUUGGAAAGGAUGAAGAUUGGAAGGAUUUCAUCAAUUACAACUCGGUGCAUUAUACCCAAAUGGUUGGUGAGCCUCCAUUGCGAAACAUCAAGCAAGGCGACAUAAUACAACUGCAGCGAAAGGGCUUCUACAUUUGCGACCAUGAAUAUAGUCCGAAAAGUCCAUUCACUGACAAGGAGACGCCACUUUUGUUGAUUGCAAUCCCUGAUGGAAGCCAGAAAGAUCAACCUUUGACUGCUGCUAACAAUAAAGAAACGAGUUCCUCAAAGAAAACUGCGACCAACAAAUCAGGAAGCGAUCACACGGCACUAUACAAUGAUCUUGAGAAACAAGGGGUCAUCGUUCGUGACCUGAAAGCCAAGGAUGCAAAAUCGCAAGCCACCAAAGAUGCGAUUGCAAAGCUUCUCCAAUUGAAGAACGAAUACAAAGAAAAAGUUGGACAGGACUACAAAUCUGGCUGCCCUCCCGCUUCAGCCUCACCUUCUACAGUAGCAGUUGCCUCCUCGGUCGAUCCUCUCUCAUUGUACAAUGAACUCGAAAAGCUAGGAGUUUUGGUUCGCGAUCUAAAGAGCAAGGACGCAAAAUCGCAAGCCACCAAAGACGCGAUUGCAAAGCUCCUCCAAUUAAAGAACGAAUACAAGGAAAAAGUUGGACAGGAUUACAAAUCUGGCUCACCUCCUGCAUCCGCGGCAGCUCCAGCUACAACAUCGCCAGCCUCAGCUCCAGCUGACCCACUUUCUCUAUAUAAUGAACUCGAAAAGCAAGGAGUUUUGGUUCGCGAUCUAAAGGGCAAGGACGCAAAAUCGCAAGCCACCAAAGACGCGAUUGCAAAGCUCCUCCAAUUAAAGAACGAAUACAAGGAAAAAGUUGGACAGGAUUACAAAUCUGGCUCACCUCCUGAAUCCGCGGCAGCUCCAGCUACAACAUCUCCAGCUACAACAUCGCCAACCUCAGCUCCAACCGACCCACUCUCUCUAUAUAAUGGACUCGAAAAGCAAGGAGUUUUGGUUCGUGAUCUAAAGGGCAAGGACGCAAAAUCGCAAGCUACCAAAGAUGCGAUCGCAAAGCUUCUUCAAUUGAAAAAUGAAUACAAGGAAAAAGUUGGGCAGGAUUACAAGUCUGGUUCUCCACCCGCUUCUGCAACAACUCUAACCACUGCUGCAUCAUCAACGCCAGCCACAGGCGACGCACUCGCGUUGUACAAUGAACUUGAAAAGCAAGGUGUUUUGGUCCGAGAUCUAAAGGGCAAGGAUGCAAAAUCGCAAGAAACCAAGGACUCCAUAACAAAACUUCUCAGUUUGAAGAAGGAAUAUAAAGAAAAAACCGGGCAGGAAUACAAGUCGGGCUCUCCUCCAUCGAAA
Messenger RNA from Mesorhabditis belari, 3261 nucleotides. NCBI's taxonomy places the organism in Eukaryota, Metazoa, Nematoda, Chromadorea, Rhabditida, Rhabditidae. The record is from the annotation of a GenBank genome assembly.